AUGCUGGAUUUCACAUGGUCCGCGAUCUCUUGCAGCUGGCCUGCACCAACAGGACCUGGAACCAGCUGCGCUUCCCCGCAACGCCAACAGAUCGCGGACCAGUGCCACGAGAACUUCUAUUUCCGGUGCUCUCUUGACCAAAAUUAUCAUCUCGAGAUCUCCAGGAAUCAGGACGCAGCCUUAGAGCUUCUGCCCCGCCGCGAAAGACGCCUGGUCGUGCUGGCCAUGGCGAUGGGCUCCGAAAGUGCGGCUGCGGGCCUCCGGAUCUAUCACAUGAACAUCGGGAGCUGUGCUCGCAGACCGCCCGCGGGUAGAAAGCAUGGAAUUAGCUGCCGGAACGCCGCGGAGAAGCCCUCCGAAGACCAAUCUGGUGAGGACCUGGAGCUUACGAGUAUGACGCUGGGGCUGUUCGGACACGGGGGGGUGGUCGGCGUUUCCAACGCAACGCGCUUGCGGGAAGCCUGCGACGCCGUGAAUCGAUUUCUCAAGAGCCGCUUUCCGAACGGAGGGCGGGUGUGGAUCGAAGACGACGACCUCGCUGGAGACAAGAAAGGCGGCCUGCGGGGUCGGUGGCUGGACAUGCACGACAAGCCUGUUCGCUUCGAUGCUCGACGCUAUCAGCUCUCGCGGCUUUGUGCCGCAAGCCUAUGCUCGGGCGAGAAGCAGCAUCGGCAGGCGCUCAAAGAAGCAGGUUUUCCGCUUCCGAAAGUAAAAGUCUAA
Molecule: messenger RNA, 720 nt
Organism: Symbiodinium sp. CCMP2456
Lineage: Eukaryota; Dinophyceae; Suessiales; Symbiodiniaceae
Source: the annotation of a GenBank genome assembly